GUUAUCGGUCACCGUCACCACCCAACCUCCUGCUAUAUCAUUAUAAUUGAUAUAAUAUUCAAAGAAACAGGCAACUGCUUAAUUCUGCUGAAUCGUCGUUGUUCCUGUUUGAUGGAGGCGCUGCCGCAGGACUGCUUGUCCCUCGUUAUCGCGCUAACUUCGCCAUGCGACGCUUGCUCCGCGGCGGCCGUCUCCACCGCAUUCCGCACCGCCGCCGCCUCUGACGCCGUCUGGGAGAGUUUUCUGCCGCCUGAUUAUCGCGACAUCGUAUCUAGAUCGGUUUCGCCGGUCAACCUCUCCUCCAAGAAAGAUGCGUUUCGCCGCCUCUCAUCCUCGCCGCUUCUCAUCGACGCUGGCAAAAAGACAUUUUCAAUAGAUAAAAAUAUGAACAAGAAAAUCUAUAUGUUGAGUGCAAGGGAGCUCUCAAUUGCUUGGUCGAAAAACUCUUUAUAUUGGUCGUGGAAACCGGUGGACCACUCGAGAUUCUCCGAGGCUGCGGAACUAGUAAUGGUCUCUUGGCUGGAAUUGCAUGGAAAAGUGAAUAUCGGAAUGUUGUCCCCAAACACGACUUAUAGAGCAUACCUCAUUCUUCAAUUGGUGAAUCGCGCUUUUGGAUUGGAUGUAGUUCCAUCCGAGGCUUCGAUUGAAAUCGGAAAUUACAAAAUGAAUAGAACAAUUCAUCUCGACAAAAAUCGUAGGCAUGGAAAUGGAGAGGAAGAUAACAUGAUUCAUCCACGCGGCGACAAAUGGUUGGAGGUGGAACUGGGAGAGUUCCAUAGCAAUGGGAGGAAGGAAGAAGAAGUGGUGAACAUUUGGUUUAGAGAAACAAAUGGUGUGCAUCUCAAGGGGGGCAUUGUUGUUGAAGGGAUUGAGCUUAGACCUAAAACUUGAGACUUCUUGGAAGCACUAUAAUUUUAAGCAUAGGAGACAAUUCAUUGUGUAAUUUCAUUCAGUCGGCACCAAAUAAUGAAGUUUUCUACUUGUGUCA
Molecule: messenger RNA, 988 nt
Organism: Salvia splendens (bonfire salvia)
Lineage: Eukaryota; Viridiplantae; Streptophyta; Magnoliopsida; Lamiales; Lamiaceae
Product: F-box protein PP2-B15
Exons: 3
Coding region: 112-891 (259 amino acids)
Molecular function (GO): protein binding
Source: RefSeq, a predicted model, not a curated record